Messenger RNA from Ctenopharyngodon idella (grass carp), 3749 nucleotides. RefSeq lists its product as uncharacterized. Gene Ontology annotation, molecular function: calcium ion binding. Bases 1 to 1539 code for a protein of 512 amino acids. The transcript is spliced from 2 exons. The record is from RefSeq and is a predicted model, not a curated record. Gene Ontology annotation, biological process: homophilic cell-cell adhesion. Lineage: Eukaryota; Metazoa; Chordata; Actinopteri; Cypriniformes; Xenocyprididae.
AUGAGCACCCCACCAAAACUCAACAAUGGAAGGGGUGGUGAAAUGAAAAUGUCCAAAGAACCUUUAAGAAUGGUGGAGGAAUCAUUCCAUCAUUCCGGGAAAGCCCUGCAAUCAAACCAACCUGUCUAUAACAGUUCUAAAAUGGUAGGAAUGACGCAAGAGAGUGCAUUUAGAGGCUUUUACUGUGAUAUUGAUGGAGUAGACAUGGAAAACUCUGCCAGGCGUCAAGAAGAACAUGAGGUCUUGUUUAAUGCAGCAUUCCUAAAUGAAUACUUCAUGCAAAAAUGUAGGUAUAUACAAGAGUGUGAUUCUCCAGAGGAAGGAUUCAAGGAGUAUGAUUAUGAGGGUGAAGGAUCUGUUAUCAGUUCUAUUGACAACUGCAGCUACAACGAGUCCAACGAUGACCUGGAGUUCUUGAACAACCUUGGGUCAAAGUUCACCACCUUGGCUGAGGUUUGUGGAUUUAGACAGACUCAAUCUAUGUCUCAGGCUGACCCAAAAGUUACUGUAAAUACUGUGGAGACAACACCAACUACAACAGCAUUUACUGCAGUAUCUUCCAAUCACAUGACCAACACUGUCCAACCCAGUCCUGUGGAGAUAACUGUUAAGUCACCACUUGUCCAAACUGCACCUAGUCAGGGGAUGGUCAUACAGGAGCCUAUGUACUAUGGGUUCAACCAACCAAUGCAAAACAAUGUUUUCUUGUCUGAUGAUGGUCUUGGGCAAGGUGUUUACAUAAUUAAUGGCACUGCAGAAGCUGACAGACUUCUCACUCAAGGUAACGGCCAUGCACUUGCACAGUUAGGUAGUGGACAGCAGGGCAUCAUCAGUGAUUCCAUCUUUUACUCUCAAAUUGGACCUCAAAAUCCAGUCAUGAUUAAUCAAAAAAACCUUGUAAUGAUGCCACAGCAACAACUAGAUAGAACUGGUUCACUACAGAUGGUACAAGUACCUGUGGGAUCGGCUGUAUCAGGAGAGAAUGGGCAGGGUAGAGUAACUCUAAUAGAUGGUUCAGUCAAUGGAGGUAUGGUAUUAGUUGGAGGUCCAAAUCAUCAUCCCAUGGGCCCACAACAAUUUUACCCAAUAAGUUCUCAAGAGUUGAGUGGAGCAGUACACAUGAACCAAAGUGUAACUGAUGGGUCCUUUUCCAAUGCACAGAAUGAUGGACAAGGGAAAGUAACAAUUCUAGAGGGUCUCGUCAAUGGAGGUAAUGUUUUAGUAGGAGGCCCAGGAGCACCAAACCUAGUGAGCAUGCCUCAAAUUGCAAAUGGUCAAGUAAACAACCAGCUAUUAGUAAGUGGUCCCUUCUCGAGUGUUCAGAACAUUGUAGCAGGGGAAGGUGGACAGAGUAGACUAUUGGUUAAUGGUCACUCUAUUCUAGAGGGUCCAAAUCAGCGCCCACUUGCCAUAAGUUCAGGAUUGCCUCAGGUGGCAAACAAACAGUUAUUCCGCUCUACAGUGUCCAAAGUUCUGACUUCAAUGGUUAUGACACCAAAAUCCAGAAGUCUUGUAGCAAAUAGGCACCUGAAUGUUUAGGAGUGAUCAAUUCUCAAUUUUUUGCUCUCAGAGAAGCACAGAAACUAUUUUAGGCAUCAGAUGAAUUAGAAGUACUCAAUAUUAAUGACAAUAAAUGACAACAAGUGGGUAUGAGCUUUUUUUUUGUUGUUGUUGUUGAGAAAUCUACAUUUUUGGAGGGUGUUUUGAACUUGUUUUAAAGGCCAAUAUUGUUAAUAAAUGUUGUAUUUUACUUUUCAACGGGAUAAGGUAUCCUAUUUCUACAGAGCAGAUUUCAAAGAAAAGGUCAACACAUUAGACAUAUGCUUUAUAAGGCAAUAAAUAACUUGAUUAACAAUAAAUUAGAGGGAUAGUUCACACAAAAAAUGAAAAUUCUGUCAUUAAUUACUCACCCUCGUGUCGUUCCAAACCUGUAAGACUUUAGUUUAUCUUUGGAAUACAAAUUAAGAUAUUUUUGACGAAAUCUGAGAGCUUUCUGUCCCUCCAUAGACAGCUACACAACUACCACUUAGAUGCUUCAAAAAGUUCAUAAAGAGAUCGUAAAACUAAUCCCUAUGAAUUGAGUGGUUUAGUCCAAAUCUUCUGAAGAGACUCGAUCGCUUUAUAUGAUGAACAGAUUGAAUUUAGGCUUUUAUUCACAUAUAAACAUUCAUCAGCUCACACAUCAGUUGUGAUAAAUGGAAGUGCAAGCAUGUUUGCUUGAAAUGGGAGAACCAAUGAGGUUAAUUCAAAACGAAAGUCUGGCGGGUUUGGAACGACAUGAGGAUGAAUAAUUAAUGACAGAAUUUAAAUUUUUGGGCGAACUAUCCCUUUAAACAAUUUAUUAUGUAGCCAUUUAUUAUGUCUGAUUAUGUAUCUAUAUAUAUUGUAAAGCUUUUAUUUUCAUAAAUUAAAUAAUUACAUUUUGAACCAUCUGAAUGUGAACAUUCAAGUUGAUUGAUUUAAAAUGAGUGUUGAUUAUUAUUAGUCGUUAGUUCCGAAAGAGAAUGCAGUCACAUGAUUCCAUGGAAUUCAUAGAAUUGCUUUCUGUAAACAGUGAGGAGGAGUCAAAGUUAUGUUCCUGUAAAAAUCAAAACCACAGAUACUAUUGUAUUUAAUAUUUCUCUAUUUUUGUUGUGGAACACAUCUUUGGUGAAACGACUGUGGUUUAGUACAUUGUAAUAAUAAUCACUGAAGUUAAGGAGUUGGUAAGAUGGCCACUGUGAUGGAAAUUUUUAACUAAUUAAUAAUGAACUAACAUUUCUUUUCUUCUACGGGCCUAAUAAGCUAACUUUGAAAUAGAGAAAUAGUCACUAGGACUGAGUGUAGUAACAAGUGGAAAAAUUCUGCUGUGCUGGCUAGACAGCAUCCUUCUAAGGAUAAAAAAUAGUCUUUGAAAAAUUGUUUUAACCUAUUGAGUAAUCUGAACUAUUAACCCGGUGAUAUUUUUUGAUGAUCUUGUGAUUCAGUUGUUCUAAUCUAAAUUUACUCCGCCAAUAAGUGGGGCAGAGGAACUGAGACGUUUUUCUUAAAUCUGAACCAAUCAUAUUAAGAUUGAUGAUUAUGAGUAAUAGAUCAUGCUAUACUGACAGUGAAAUGUACCUGAAAUCCUAUAAAACCUGCUGUAUUCCUUUGUUCGGGGAGAGAUUCUAUGGAAUUGAUUAAAGCGUUGAAGGACAAAAACUGGAGUCUCUGGUUAUUGCUGCGCAGCAAGUCAGGUUAGGGAACACUAGGUUUUUGAGGGUCAAGACGUUGACCGAGAUAUUAUUGAGUGUCGAUUUGGAGACGCUCCUAAAGAUUAUAUAUUAUUGAGUGUCGAUUAGGAGAUGCUUCGAGUACUAUUGAGUGUCGAUUUGGAGACGCUCCGAAAGAUCAGGAAAUUUAUUGAGUGUCGAUUAGGAGACGCUCGGGUGUCGAUUAGGAGACGCCCCAGGAACAGGUAAUCUUGAGUCGGGUGCGUCUUGGAAAAUCUACCACACCACUCAGUGUUUUUGAACACAAUGUUGUCUUGUGAAUGUGAUAAUAAUGUGUCUUAUUUUUUCAGUAGCUUCAAAAAACUUCCCUUAAUCAUUCACUUUAAGCAUUACUGCAGGUUUAUUGUACACUAUAAUUAUUCAAGUUUAUUUUUUUAUAGCAUUUUUUACAAUACAUAUUGUUUCUAAUUAUGUGUGUUUUGCAUUGCAUAGCUAUGUAUUUGGAAGCUGUUACCUCUAUUGCUACCACUGUAAAAGCAAUAAAUAUAUAUAUGGCUA